Limulus polyphemus (Atlantic horseshoe crab) is the source of this 1944-nucleotide messenger RNA. RefSeq lists its product as uncharacterized. The transcript is spliced from 7 exons. NCBI's taxonomy places the organism in Eukaryota, Metazoa, Arthropoda, Merostomata, Xiphosura, Limulidae. The coding region runs from base 1 to 1944 and encodes 647 amino acids. The record is from RefSeq and is a predicted model, not a curated record.
AUGUACGAUUUAUUUUAUUUUUCUCCAGAACCUAACCUUGAAGAAAAAGCUCUUUCUCCUCCUCGUCAGUCUUUUUGUAAAGAAGGCCAAUUACCACGCAGCCUACGUAUUAUUUCUUCCUGUUAUCCUCAUGCUAGGCCUGGAACAAACUGUAGCGUUAAAUGCCACGAUCACAUGUACCUUCAAGGAGAUAACACAGUUCAGUGUCUGUCGUCAACAGAGUGGUCUAGCUACCCCUUCUGCGUCGAACAACUACCUGCUCUGAUGAAUACGGUACAUUGUGUAGAAGAAGAACUUCCUCCCGAAUUAAUCCUUGAAAAAUCCUGCACAAAAGAAGUAACUAAAACCUGUAAUGUCACGUGCCCUGAAGAUAAAGUUUUGAUUGGAGAUUCCACAAUAAUGUGUUUAUCAACAGGCCGCUGGUCAUCCAUUCCAUUCUGUGACAACAGGUGCGACGAAGACGCUCGGUACUUUUCAGGGAAGUGCUACAAACUGAUGUGGAAAACCCGUGGAAUAAUGGCCCACUGGAAGUGUCAGACUUUAAACAUGGAGCCACUACUCAUUGAAGAUCAGUUAGUUUUUAAUUUCAUAGUUGAUUAUCUCAACGAUAUGAACGAAGAAUGUCUGUGGACGAGCAUUAAUGACAUAGGUGAAGAACAAACAUGGAAAGAUGGGAUGGGGAAACCUGUCAAUUUCUUUAACUGGUAUCCUGGAGAACCUGACACGGGCUAUUAUGGCAAAAACAGAGACUGUGUGGCGAUGCCAAAAUGGAGAAAUUACCAAUACAGUGAUUACCCUUGCGAUAAAUCAUCAUGUAGAUUUAUUUGUCAGUACCACGCUAGGUGCUCAGUGUCUAAUGACUUCAUGUGGAGUAGAGACCAAGGGGUUAAGAAAACACAAAAAAUGGUGACUUUGAGAGAUUUGCAAAUAAGAUCUGUCAGUGCCAUUAGAUGUCCCUUUUCUUCCCUUCCCAGCGAACUGUUUAUAUCAUCCAACUGCAUUGAACAUCCAGAUGUUAUUUGUGACAUAGAAUGCCCUGAAGGGGGAGUCUUAGAAGGUCCUGAAGUCAUUAUCUGUCUGCCUUCUGGACAGUGGUCAGCUAUACCAAGAUGUGUACCUAAACUAGAAGAUCAAAAGGAAGUAAUUACAGACACCCAGACUAAUUGUAAGGAAAUCCAGUUACCUCGAAGCGUCAAAUUAAACGAAGACUGUGCUAUCGAGACUAAGCAGGGAAUAAAGUGUCAACUACAGUGUGCUAAAAAUUUAAUAUUACAAGGAAACAACGAGGUUACAUGUUUACCGAAUGGAAUUUGGUCUAGCAAGCCCUACUGUGUGAGAGACAUUCAGAGAGACCCUACUAAAGUGCUCUGUACAGAAGAAGAGUUACCACCAGAAGUGGACCUUGAAGAUAUAUGUCCAAUGGCUGUCAACAGUGAAUGCAAGGUCUCGUGUCAUGAAUCUAAGUUUUUAGUUGGACCCUCCUCUAUCAAGUGUCUACCUUCUGGCCACUGGUCAGCCACACCAUAUUGUGAUGAAAGAUGCAGCGGGGCCGCAUGGUACUACAAAGGAAAGUGCUAUAAGUUGAUGUGGGAAAGUUUGGGAAUGACAGCCCAGUGGAAAUGCCAAGUGUUAAAUAUGGAGCCAUUAGUCAUCAACGAUGAGGAUGUCUAUAAAUUCAUAGUCGAUCGUCUAACAAACAUCAAGGAGGAGUGUCUGUGGACGACCCUAAAUGACCAACAGGAGGAACUCGUCUUCAGAGAUGCGACUGGAAAUAUAGCUAAGUUCAUUAAUUGGUACCCUGGUGAACCCGAUACAGGCGAGUUCGGCUACGAUAGAGAUUGUGUAUUAUUACCUAAAUGGAGGAAUUACCAGUAUAGUGACUAUCGUUGUGACGACAACUGGUGCAAGUUUAUGUGUCAAUAUAAUGCUACCAACGUGUCGUAA